Molecule: messenger RNA, 4289 nt
Organism: Oncorhynchus keta (chum salmon)
Lineage: Eukaryota; Metazoa; Chordata; Actinopteri; Salmoniformes; Salmonidae
Product: single-stranded DNA-binding protein 3-like
Exons: 18
Coding region: 249-1511 (420 amino acids)
Biological process (GO): positive regulation of transcription by RNA polymerase II
Cellular component (GO): nucleus
Molecular function (GO): single-stranded DNA binding; protein binding
Source: RefSeq, a predicted model, not a curated record
AACCCUGGAAUAGCGACUGAAAAAAAAAAGAUCACCAACAGACGGUUUCAAGCUCCCCGCGACGGCAGCAGCCCCUGUUCGGUUCCGCAAUGUUGAGGAUGGAUGUAGCCUGCUAGAAAAAAAAGACACCGGGGCACAGUGAGCGAGAGAACACUACUGCUGUGUAGCUAUGGAGAUCGUACGUGGUCGCUUUCUUUGACAGGUGUCGGAACCGGACUGAAUAAAAAGUAUCGAAACCAGCUUCAAGGAUGUACGCCAAGGGGAAAGGUGCUGUUGUGCCCUCAGAUAACCAAGCAAGAGAAAAGUUAGCGCUGUACGUAUAUGAGUACCUGCUGCAUGUAGGAGCACAGAAGUCUGCACAGACCUUCUUGUCAGAGAUACGAUGGGAAAAGAAUAUUACGUUAGGGGAGCCUCCUGGAUUCCUGCACUCGUGGUGGUGUGUAUUCUGGGAUUUGUAUUGCGCUGCACCGGACAGACGGGAGAACUGCGAACACUCCAGCGAGGCCAAGGCCUUCCAUGAUUACAGUGCGGCAGCAGCCCCCAGUCCUGUGAUGGGGAAUAUGCCUCCUAAUGAUGGUAUGCCAGGAGGACCCAUGCCGCCUGGAUUCUUCCAGGGUCCGCCAGGCUCCCAGCAGUCUCCUCACGCACAGCCCCCCCACGGCAUGGGACCACACGGACAGCCUUUCAUGUCGCCACGGUUUCCAGGUGGACCCCGCCCAUCUCUCCGAAUGCCAAAUCAGCCUCCUGGGGGAAUCCCUGGUUCUCAGCCUCUCCUGCCAAACAGCAUGGACCCCACCAGACCACAAGGACAUCCUAAUAUGGGCGGGCCAAUGAGAAUGAACGUACCACGAGGAAUGGGGCCCAUGGGUCCACAGAACUACGGGGGUAUGAGACCCCCUCCUAACUCCAUGGGUGGUCCUAUGCCUGGGAUGAACAUGGGACCUGGUGGUAGAGGACCGUGGCCUGGUCCCAAUGCGAACUCAAUACAAUACUCCUCCUCAUCUCCCGGCCACUAUGUGGGUCCUCCAGGAGGAGGGGGGCCGCCCGGAACUCCCAUCAUGCCCAGCCCAGGUGACUCCAACAACUCCAGUGAAAACAUCUACACUAUGAUGAACCCUAUAGGACCAGGAGGAAACAGACCCAACUUCCCUAUGGGCCCGGGGCCUGAUGGACCGAUGGGAGCUAUGGGAGCCAUGGAACCUCACCACAUGAAUGGCUCACUAGGCUCUGGGGACAUGGACGGGUUGCCAAAGAACUCUCCUAACAACAUGGGGGGUAUGAGCAACCCUCCCGGGACGCCGCGGGACGAUGGAGAGAUGGGUGGAAACUUCCUCAACCCAUUCCAAAGUGAAAGUGCUUCUAGGACAGCCCUGGGGCAUGCUGGGCCUCUAGUGAAGGCGGAGCUUCCCGAUGCUGUCUGUGGCCUAGACAGGAAACAGAGACACAGGAAGUCCCUACUCUCUAACCCUGCCCCCUGCCUCUCUGACUUCUUGUCAGGGUCUGGACAAUGAGAGAGGGGAUGCUGGAGAGACUGGAUAACAUGGACACCCUUCAGGACACAGCAUGGUAGGGUUCUGUCAGUAACUGUCUGGAAGGUCGACAAACAUUUACAUUGGCAUUCACUUUUAUUUUGAUGUUUUUAUUGUUUCUUAUGGAUUUGAUUGUGUUUCUAAUGGAUACAGGGGUGGAUACAGGGAACGAAUCUCGAAUGAUCCCCCUUUCCCUAUGUAGUGCACUACUUUAGAGGAAUAGGGUGUCAUUUGAGACCUAGACAUGGAAGUGUCGUCUAGCCCCCCUCCCCCCUCGUUCACUCUGUGUACAUUUAAAAAACAAGUGUUGUGAUGUUUUCCAUUACUCUGUAUGUAAUGUUUUAUUGCUAUUCUUUUAUAAUAUUUUAUUGUUAUGAUUUAAUAAUAUAAUGAUUCUGUUUAUUUUAAAAUGUAGGAUUUAAUUUCUGGAGUUUUUUGUUGUUGUUGAAAGGGCAUGCACCCACUGAUGACCUCUUCGUUAGUAACGUCACAGGACGGUGAACCUUCACUAGUCUCCUUAAGGAAAACCCACAAUCUACUGCCCAGUCAGAGAACAGCACCUUGGUCCAUCAUGGUACUUUAAAUUGUAAUGUCCCCCCCCGAGAAGGCGUUUUCUCUGUCGUAGACUAAGUGACCCUGAACAUGCAGAGGAUGCAGUCUUAUUUAUUUGUUUAAUCUUCCUUUGAGACAGACUUAUUGUCAACCUGUUCUAUCUGCACACUCUGGAAUCACUCUGCACCAAUCAGCAUCCACCUAGAGGAAGACAUCUUGGAAGUGUCUGGUUUUUAUUUUUUACCCGGAGGGCAGUUCUUCUGACCUUCUGUGAAAUUAUUCUGCUUGGAUGCUUAAAGGACUCUCGUAACAGAGCUGAGCCAAUCAGGAGGUGGUGUGGCAAUUGCCAUGGUAACUCCCCCCCUCAAGAGGACAACAUUUGUCCUUACUCACACACAACCAACCAAUCGGCCUACCUACACCUACACCCUCCCCCUCCCCAACCACCUCUCUCUCCUUUUGUGACGUCUCCAUCUGUCUUUGGUUUGUUGUAAAUACUGUAAAGUGAAUUUUGAUAUCAUGACAUGUUUUGAUAUUUCCGUCACAACCAAUGACUGAUGAGAAACGACUUGAUUCUGACCAACUGGGUAUGAAAAGAGACGGUGUGUGUUUUUACAGUAGCUCACUGUUUAUCUCUGACACAACUAGGACCAGGAGCAACCCUCUAUAUUGGAUCAUUACUUAGGGAGCUACAACUAACGUUAAGAGUCCAGAGUAUUUCCUGGCCAGGUCAAGCUGUUAGGGAAAUCUCCCGUCCCUCGUAAUAACUGUUUGUUGGAAGAGGAUAAUUAUUGGAAAAUGAACCGUGACACUGUUUAGUUUUUAAAAUGUGAGAUAUAUUUACUUACCAUAACUAGGGCUAGGAGUGUUUUAUGUGCCCUUGUCAGUGGAGGCUGCUGAGGGGAGGAUGGCUCAUAAUGUCUGAACUGGAGCGUGGAACCAUGUUUGAAUGUAACAUUUCACUGAUUUGGGCUCCAGCCAUUAGCACAAGCCUCCGUCCCCAAUUAAGGUGCACCGACCUCCUGUGGUCCUUGUCAUUUCAUGUGCUCUGGAAAAACUCAUGACCUUCUUUUGACCUUUCCACUCUGCCCAUACGGAAGAGGACGCCUCUUUAUCGGUGACCGCAUGGGCAGCGCCAUUGAGGCUACAACCCAUAGGGACCCCCAUCCGGUUGACUACUUUAGUAUGGCGAAAGCCCUCAAUGGCGCUGCCCUUGCUAAAACGGCAUUUUGGCCACUAUUAUUCUCUAUGGCUCUAGCUUUUUUUUCAAGUUGUUUCCUGACUGUGACCUGUUCAGGGAAACCUCCUGGCCCUAGUGGUGUCAAACUGUGCACCGGUGCAAACGCCUCUCCUGUAUGAAAAAUCACCGUUUGUCACAUUGUUGGUCAUUUGUCUCUUUCUAUGGUGACGUAUUGUUUCAUUCUGGGUUGAAAGGAGGGGACAGCGGGUGACGACACAUUUGACUGUUCCUUGGGUUUGUCCAUCUCUCGCUAGUCUAAAGUAGCGUCCUCCUCUCCCUUUGCCUGCACUGACGUGGAAGAUGGAUCUGUGCAGACGAAGGAGAUGACGUGAGGAGAGGAAGCCACUUUAAAUUUGAGCCGCAGGCCAUGUUUUUCCUCUUGACGACAAAGCAGCAUUGGAUACGAGGCAGUUUGUUUUUCCAGAACAUUUAGUCCAUUACAAUGAUCCUGUGUUUUUAAAUCCUGUCAACCCCUUUUUAGAUUGGGUGCCACCUUGAUUUGAAGAUCCAACUGAAAGAACUUUGACCCAUCUCUUGCAGUGCUGUGUAAUAUAAAUGAUCCCAUGACAUUUGGUUGGAAUAUUGCCAUAUUCAGGUUAUUUUCAAAAGCAGCGGGAACAUAAUCUAAGGGGCCAACAUGGUAUCAUGCCAAUCUGGAUAAAACAUGGUGAAGAACUGCUUCCUGGGUUUGCUUUGUAUUUCCUGAUAGGCUAGUUUCUACUCCUAAAUGUCUUGUGUAGUAAUAAAACGUUUCCUAUUUGUAUGUUUUCUUUGUUGUAAUAAAGUUUCUUUAGAGACUGAUAAAGUUGCUUAUUGGGAAGAGAAAAAAAAAAGGGGGAGAUCUUGCAUCAACAAUAAAUGUCAGUUGUUUUGGGUUUUUCACCGAGUCAUCUGUUUUUUUUUCACCCCUGUGUCCUUCUCGUUGUUGUAGAUGAUACAUCAAAAAAACAAAUAAAGUGAAUUCACUA